UUCCACCCAUUUGCCAGAUGAGGCCACUAAGGCCCAGGGAGCAUGAUGGCCAAUGAGCUCCCCUAUUUCCGGCAGCCGUGACGUGGCUGCCCAUUUCUUGUCCCCGCAGGUUCGGGGCACCCGCCCCCCGCUAGGCCAAGUGGAGGGGGUGUCCCCGCCCAAUGGGCCUGGCCAGGGCCCUGCGCCGCCUGAGCGGCGCCCUGGAGUCGGCGAACAAUCGGGCAGGAGAUGAGGAGCAGGCCGGGCCCGAGUUGUGCCGCAACGGGUGGGCGCCAGCGCAGUCGCCAGUGGGGCGGCGCCGUGGGCGCUUCGUCAAGAAGGACGGGCACUGCAACGUGCGCUUCGUGAACCUGGGCGGCCAGGGCGCGCGCUACCUGAGCGACCUGUUCACCACGUGCGUGGACGUGCGCUGGCGCUGGAUGUGCCUGCUCUUCUCCUGCUCCUUUCUCGCCUCCUGGCUGCUCUUCGGCCUGGCCUUCUGGCUCAUCGCCUCCCUGCACGGCGACCUGGCUGCCCCACCGCCAACCGCCCCCUGCUUCUCGCAGGUGGCUAGCUUCCUGGCCGCCUUCCUCUUCGCGCUGGAGACGCAGACGUCCAUUGGCUACGGCGUGCGCAGCGUCACCGAGGAGUGUCCGGCCGCCGUGGCCGCUGUGGUGCUGCAGUGCAUCGCCGGCUGCGUGCUGGACGCCUUUGUCGUGGGCGCCGUCAUGGCCAAGAUGGCCAAGCCCAAGAAGCGCAACGAGACGCUGAUCUUCAGCGAGAACGCCGUCGUGGCGCUGCGCGACCACCGCCUCUGCCUCAUGUGGCGCGUCGGCAACCUGCGCCGCAGCCACCUCGUCGAGGCCCACGUGCGGGCCCAGCUGCUGCAGCCUCGCGUGACCCCGGAGGGUGAGUACAUACCGCUGGACCACCAGGAUGUGGACGUGGGCUUUGAUGGUGGCACCGAUCGCAUCUUCCUUGUGUCUCCCAUCACCAUCGUGCACGAGAUCGACUCCGCCAGUCCUCUGUAUGAACUAGGGCGCGCCGAGCUGGCCCGGGCUGACUUUGAGCUGGUGGUCAUUCUCGAGGGCAUGGUCGAGGCCACAGCUAUGACCACACAGUGUCGCUCUUCCUACCUCCCUGGUGAGCUGCUCUGGGGACAUCGUUUUGAGCCGGUCCUCUUCCAGCGUGGCUCCCAGUACGAGGUUGACUAUCGCCACUUCCAUCGCACUUACGAGGUCCCAGGGACACCCGUCUGCAGCGCCAGGGAGCUGGACGAACGGGCAGAGCGUGCUUCCCACAGCCCCAAGUCUGGCUUCCCCGGCUCUCUGGCAGCAUUUUGCUAUGAGAAUGAACUUGCUCUGAGUUGCUGCCACGAGGAAGAGGAGGAAGAGGAGGAAGGGGAGGGGGAUGCAGCAGAGGCAGAAGACAGGGCUGCCAGCCCCCAAGUACUCACACCAACCCUAGCGCUGCCCUUGCCCCCAUGAUACAAGCUGGUACCCCCCUAUUUGUACCCCUUUCCCAGAGGUAGCAAGAUGGAGAGAUUGGGCCCUCUCCUGGGAUGAGGGCAGGUGUUUCCUAAGACCAACAGGCCUGCUGGGUAAAUUAUUAGCUGGUGAUGUUCUGCCACAUCUAGUGGACCUACCAAUGAACAUACUGGACCUUCAUUCCUCUGAAUUCUGUGCUCCCUCCUGAGACCCCUUUGUCAGCCCAAUUCCUGAGUCUCCCCAGAGAUAAGGGAUCCAGAAUUCUAGACCACCCAAGAGGCAAGGGCUGGUAUUUCUAGAUUCCUCUAGGUGGCUGGUUUGGUUUGUCGAGAAGGAUCAUGAAAUGAUCGUACAGCCCACCUCCAGGGGAAGAAGUCAUCUGUUCUCAAGCAGCAGCAGAGAUGAAGAAUUUGUUGGUCUGAAUUGACCUAAGAUUCAAGGGACUGUUUCUUCUCGACUCAGCCAACCACACAGCAAAUCAUUUUUUCUGGACGACCUAAGGAGGGAAAGUUAUGGAAUGCCCCAAGAAUUCAAGACUAUAUUGAUUGACCAAUGAC
This is a messenger RNA of Lipotes vexillifer (Yangtze River dolphin), 2023 nucleotides long. RefSeq names its product potassium inwardly rectifying channel subfamily J member 14 (gene KCNJ14). Gene Ontology annotation, cellular component: plasma membrane. The transcript is spliced from 2 exons. The record is from RefSeq and is a predicted model, not a curated record. Gene Ontology annotation, biological process: regulation of monoatomic ion transmembrane transport; potassium ion import across plasma membrane. Lineage: Eukaryota; Metazoa; Chordata; Mammalia; Artiodactyla; Lipotidae. Gene Ontology annotation, molecular function: inward rectifier potassium channel activity. The coding region runs from base 162 to 1466 and encodes 434 amino acids.